UUGCUUACCUCUCAGGUUGGUCGGUGCGGAGGGGUCUCCCAUAAGAUGCAUUCUCAUCAAAUGAUCAUUUUAUAUUUACUAACUCUCGCGGUCCGCCGAAUUUCGGGUGUUCCCAUUCCGGUGAGACGAGAGGUGUACGACAAUGGGAACAUAUUUGAUAUCACACAUAGAGUGAAUCCCGACAUGCCUUCAUGGGACUCAAAGAAAGGCAUCGGUGAGUACAUAUGGCUCGUAGCUAGUAUGAAGAAUGGCUCUAGUGUCAAUGCUUCAGAAAUGAAGCUAUCGACGCAUACCGGCACACAUAUCGAUGCUCCGUCGCAUGUUUAUGAUGAGUACUAUGAUGCUGGAUUCGACAUUGAUUCACUUGAUAUGCGGGUUCUUAAUGGUCCAGCAUUGCUAGUUGAUGUUCCAAGAGACACUAACAUAACAGCUCAAGUUAUGAAGUCAUUGGAAAUUCCUAAGGGAGUGAAUCGUGUACUUUUUAGAACUUUAAAUACUGACAGGAAACUUAUGUUUAAGAAAGAGUUCGACUCCAGCUAUGUCGGAUUCAUGAGCGAUGGGGCAAAAUGGCUCGUAGAGAACACAGAUAUCAAACUUGUUGGACUUGAUUAUUUGUCAGUUGCUUCUUAUAUCGACGCCCUUCCAACGCAUCUUGUUUUCCUUAAAAGCAAGGAAAUAAUUCUGGUGGAGGGACUAAAACUUGAUAACAUUGCAGCAGGACUAUACAAUCUCCAUUGCUUGCCUCUAAGGUUGGUUCGUGCCGAUGGAUCGCCUGCUAGAUGCAUUCUUAUCGACUAAAAGUUCGAAAAAACGUCAUUCUAGUGCAUAAAUUUAUAUUGCAUAGUAAAAUAUAUAUAAUUUGAUCAAUUAAGAUCGAAUAGACUCAACUUUGUUUAAAAUUAGAUUACAUAAAUCCAAAUCGAGAUGAAUAGUACAACAAUUGGAUUUGUUUGAUUUGAAUUAUAAAUGUAUGGAUCUAUUUGGCAUAAAUUGAUAAAAUUAGAUUGAAA
Messenger RNA from Mercurialis annua (annual mercury), 1010 nucleotides. RefSeq names its product cyclase-like protein 2. NCBI's taxonomy places the organism in Eukaryota, Viridiplantae, Streptophyta, Magnoliopsida, Malpighiales, Euphorbiaceae. The transcript has 7 exons. The coding region runs from base 46 to 798 and encodes 250 amino acids. Gene Ontology annotation, molecular function: arylformamidase activity. The record is from RefSeq and is a predicted model, not a curated record.